Blastomyces dermatitidis ER-3 is the source of this 1558-nucleotide messenger RNA. RefSeq lists its product as uncharacterized. The transcript has 2 exons. Lineage: Eukaryota; Fungi; Ascomycota; Eurotiomycetes; Onygenales; Ajellomycetaceae. The coding region runs from base 1 to 495 and encodes 164 amino acids. The record is from RefSeq and is a predicted model, not a curated record.
AUGCUUGGUAAAUCAUCAAUUCGAGCUUGGAAUUUUUCUCUGGACAUCUCUGAGCAAUCAACACGCGAGGCUGAGCCUGAUGUUGGGCUCAAUCAGCUGUUCCAUCAUUUUGUGAAAAAAGGCCGCCAAGCGGCGGUGUUCUGGCGUGUGCCUAAUGAAUACGAGAUGUUAGAUGUAACUAAAGGACGAACUUCAUCCCAAUCAGCCAAUGAGCUGGACGAUGGUUUGGCGAAUUCUUCUGGACGGUGGAGGUCCUUCCACGCUUCUCCUGCGCGAGUUGCUGCCAGAGAGCCUGUGCUUAAAUUGAUGACCAGGCUAGUUACCAGGCCAGGUUGGGCGUUCUUGAUACCCCGCGCUGUGGGUUGGGUGAGCCCUGAUCAAGCGAGACCGGAUGAGAUGCGUAGUGUCCUGUCAAAUCGUACAGGAUCUGCCCUCUGUGAUGGAUGGCAGAUCGAUGAGGAGAGCAAAAGAGCGGCGGAUGAGGAGGAACAAUAAGCUAUAUAACUAAACAAUAAUAAUAAUGAGGGGAGAUUCUUUUGCGAGAGGUUUUGGAGUGAUUUGUGUGUGGUGUGGAGAAUAAAGUGCGGCUCCGCGUUUGAGGCGCAAGUUGCAAUCGAAACCUCAUUCAACACUUCUUCUUGUCCCAACGCCAGUGACGCCACAGCGAAGUGAACCCUGGAGUUGAAAUGGGCAGCUUUGUUUUAAUACGCUGUAAUGACAGCUCCCCGGCAUCGCCGACCCUUCAGGAAGCAAGAGGGCACUCGGAGCCAAAAACAGACCUCUUCCUUCUGAUGUUGUGCUCUGUUGGGAAAUUUCCGUAGGCAGUGUUUCCGAUGACUGGGGAGAACAAGCCUCAUCAAUCAUCUGGAUCAAGCUUUGAUCUGUUUUGAUUCAAGUGCUUGAAUCACCUGCUGUGCUUAUGGCAGAAGACUCAGGAUUGCAGAGACGGGAAUCGCAAUCGCAAUAUGUUAUGUAUGUAUAUGAUAUCAGCAGGCAGCACAAAAGACAAAUAUCAUUCCCUCCAAAUACUCAUUGUGUCAACUCUUACGCAGGAUCACAUGUAAAUUCAUCAUUGCUGAAAUGCGGUGCGGUCAACAAAGGUAAACUAUAACUAUCAGAAGCGCAAAAUAUAUUCGAGGCAUGGAGCCCUGUCGCAAUAGAAAGUGGCCGACAAGAUGUGAUGGAUAUUCCCGAUAUCUUAUUAAUGCCCGGCAAUACGUUAAAAACGAAACAGUAGAGGACAUAAAAUGAAAUAGCCGACGAACGAGAGCGGUAAAUGCAAAUGGAAAAAGAUACAAGAAAAUGCGUCUUUCUUCUUCAUUUUGUCUCUGAUCUAAUGAGAAGUAAUUGACUUAUAGUAAUCCGGGGAUGAAACGUGCACUUUUUCUUUACCACCUUUUGAGAAACAUGAGGCCACUUGAUGAGACUCCCCAAAGACUCGCAUGCUAGAUUACCCUGGUGGUACUGGAUGCAUUGCAUGAUAUCCGCAUGUUUGUUGGAGACAAUGGCAGAUGUACGGAGUAAUUAGGGCUAGUUUAAUAAAUUAUACCAAUACGAG